Lymnaea stagnalis (great pond snail) is the source of this 14481-nucleotide messenger RNA. The record is from the annotation of a GenBank genome assembly. Lineage: Eukaryota; Metazoa; Mollusca; Gastropoda; Lymnaeidae.
UCCAUCAAUACCCGUGCUGGUGGUCCGGGGAAUAAAGUUGAAUAGUUUAGCUCCACCAACAGGUAAGGUAAUAAGUUUAUAGUGCAUUAUUAGUUCAACGCUCAAAAUGUUUAAGAGAGUGAAACCUGGAUAUAAAUAACCUUGCGCUGUCCCUGGCAAAUUAGUUACUUUCGGUCCCAAGAGUUUUGCGUUAGUUCCAGGUCUUAUUCUAUAUAUUAUUUAGUAGAUUUAGCUGAGGGGGGGGGGGCUUUUUUGUUAUUUACAAUGCAAAAUAAGGGUUUCCAAAUAUUGUGCAGAGGCGUGUCACUCAUAAUUUUUUUUUAAUGAUUUAAAAAAACGUGGAUCAUCGUUCAAACUAAAGAUGGGGUGAGCGGCGGUGGGGAGGUCAUGACUGUCGCCUUCACCAGACCCGUAUUCCAAAAUAUAUAAUGGAUCAAACAAAUUUCGAACGAGAGCAACACUGGCAAUAACUUGUCCAGAAAAUGGAAGGAUUUUAAAAAAAAAUCAAUUUUAAAAAUGUUAACUUUCGAAAUGAUUCGUCAGUACAGCCGCACAAUUCUUUUGCUGCCCUCUUGGAUACUACUUCUCGGCUAUGUGCUUUAAAAAAAAAAAAAAAAAUUGUUUUUUUUCUGUUCGCUGCCGAAGGCUUCCUGCCGACACUUUAGUUGCUUUGUUGUGUUCCUUUUUUUUUUCAGCUUUUUUUAAAAAAAAAACAAUUUUAAAAAUUUUAAAUUUCAAAAAAAAUCGUCAAAACAGACGCACAAUUUUUUUGCUGCCCUCUUGGAUACUUCUUCUCGGCUAUGUGCUUUAAAAAAAAAAAAAAAAAUUGUUUUUUUUCUGUUCGCUGACGAAGGCUUCCUGCCGACACUUUAGUUGCUUUGUUGCGUUCCUUUUUUUUUUCAGCUUUGACCAUACUUUGCUUUACUCAUUUACUGAUUCGCCAGCAAUUGGAACCAUUCAAUUAAAAAAAUAUCACUUACAUUAUUUAAAUUAAAUCACUUAAAAAUAGCUUCAUGGAGCCAUGUGAAUAGCGAGUCUUGAAAUAACGCAGUUCCUGUUAAAUGGAAUAACCACGCUGGAAUGGAUCGAUUCUUGAAACAUACACACACACACACAUACACACAAAACGUUGAAAUAGUGCAAACCCAUUUUGAAGGGGAAAGGCGCAAGGUUUUCUGUGGGACAAAUAAUGUUUUCCCUGCAAAUAGAACACGUCAUGUCGCACUGGCUUCGAAUUACGUCAUCGACAGGUUGUCACGUAGACCUUUUAGCACUACCAACCAGUCUUCAUACGCGCUGUGUUGUCUAAACUCAGCGCGCUGUAAGCGUUCUGUCAGAAGAUUUGCCACGAGACUGUUGGCUGUGACUGAACCGCGCGCGGGGUGUCGUGCAGUGAACUACGCCAGCGCCCAGUGAAAGCAAGACGAUCGAAAUGGUGGCAAUGCACAUAUGCCUCUAGUGGCCUGUAUUGGUCAUAGGAGAUUCAUCAAACCCUGUGGGCCGCGUGUACAAGUUGAUGCUAAUAAUAUCGCUCGUUUUCUUAAUGUUUAUGUUGUAAUUAUGCAUACAAGUAUUAAUGUAUGAGCUCUCUAAAUGUCUUCUUGUUUUCAAUUUGCCUAAGUACAUAUGUCUUCUUCUUUCCAGUGAUUGUGCAUGAUCAGAGGCGUAGCGAGGGUGUUUGGCGCCCGGGGACAAGAUUCGCGCCCGGGGACAAGAUCCAUUUUAAAGCGCCCCCUUUUCUUUUUCUCAACUCUCAAACCCAUUAUUUUUACCAAUAAUAUAAUAUCAAAACACAUUUUGGCGCCCCUAACUAGCUUGCGCCCGGGGACAUCUGCCCCCCCUGCCCCCACUUUGCUACGCCUUUGUGCAUGAUCAUCCUUCUGGCUGAACCAGCGAAUAGCACAAUCCCUGUAGGUAGCAGCACGUUUGGUUUGAUCCCAUAAGGGUUAGCACGGUUUACAGGUUUCACUGUACUUCCUGUAAAUGUAUAAAUCCUCGAAUGCAUAACAAGGAGAUUAUGAGAUUUGUUACCUGUUCAAAAUAAAGCCUGACUUUAAGAAAAGUGAAUGUUUUAUAUUUCAUCUCAUUAAACUCAUAAUAAUUCCUUAGCUGCUAUCUUUAAAAAGAAUGCGGAUUAAAACAUAAAUAAAUUACUGGCUAACUUACCCGGCGCCGCCUGGAUUUACUUUUGUACUCGCUUCUUUAGCUUUAUUAUUUAACCUUGAAAUUCAGGGCCACGUGAUAAACUGUUUGGUAAAAAAUCAAUCUAAAUAAAAAGAGUCUAAACAAAAAAAAUCAUGAUUUAUAAUCAUCCUUGUUAACAUUGAAAUUUUGUCCUGACCCGUUUAGCUUUCAGUUAAAGAAACCAUCAUCCUUAGAAAAUAGACCCCCAUCAAAUAUUGUUUACAAAGUCUAAGCUAUAGCGUUGUUGCUGUUAGCUAGAAUUGAGGUAUGGGGGGGGGGGGGGGGUCUUUCCCGAUAAGAAAGCCCAGUCAGAGGGGUUACAUUUUAGCUCUUAUUGGAAUAGGCGGCCCCAUCAAAACCGUUUAGAUACAAAUUCCAGUUUUUUUUUUUUUUUUUUUUUUUCCAUUUUUUUUUUUUUUUUUUUUUUUUUUUUAAUUAUCUCAUUAAAAUUGUUUGUAACAUGCCACAAAUAAAGAAAUUUUAAUAAUGAUAAUUCUCGCCUAAAGCCACAAAAGACAUUUUUAAAAUCUUAUUUAUCUUUCCAUUUUUAUUUUUUUAAAUAGUUAAUUAUAGUUAUAUUAUAUGUUUAUGUGUUGUUUUUUCCACUGUUUGUUAGUUAGUUAUUUAAAAAAAAAUUUUAUUUAAUUUUUAUUACUUUAGUUUUUAUUUUAUUUUUGCACUGGAGCCAGUCGGUUUGUAAAGUUUUGACUAUGAUGAAAAAAAAAAAAAAAAAAUAAAAAAAAAUUAUUUUUAAUUUUUAUUAUUUUAUUUUUUAUUUUUUUUUUGCACUGGAGCCAGUCGGUUUGUAAAGUUUUGAAAAUGAUGAAAAAAAAAAAAAAAAAAAAACAACGUCGAAAGGUUGCCGCAUUAAACUCGACUGAAAAAUCCCUAAGCUACCAAAUAUCAAACUUUUUUUUUAAAGAACGGGGCACCGUCCCCCAAAAGGAGUUAAGAUCUUAACUUUAAAACCCACCCAUCUUUUAAUCUGGAUAAUCAAAAACUGGCUUACACCUUUCAAAUUUGGCUUUAGUCCAUUGAUAUCGGGGUCUACAUUUUUGUGUAUAGAUAAAUAAGAAGAAAUUAAAAUUUGGUACCAGCCAGACUCCGAGAAGGAUAUUUUUUCAAAGAUCAAACAUCCCAGAAGUUUAUCCCGAGCAAUGAAAAACAUGCAUGUUAAGUUUCGUCCUUUUAAUUAAAUUAUAUUUUUUAUAUUCCCAUAGGUGUAUCUUAAAAUUUUCAGAAGCUUAAACAAUCUUAAUAAACCAUUGGAUUCUUAGAAUUACUAAUAAAACCACCAAAUGAUAAUUGUGUUAAAAAUGAAGAAUUAAAAAAAAAAAAUAAAUAAAAAAUAAUCGCAUAGAUCUCAAUGAAACGUUUCAGAACUUUCUAGAAACUUCAUUCAUCUCAAUUUAGGUUAUUCAAGGAAAAAUAUUGAACGUUAUAAAAAUCUACUGAACCAUAAGAAACAAAAAACAAAAAACAAAAAAAGAGAGGAAAAACAAUAUCUGAUGUAUCGCAAACUGUACCGCAGAUCAUCAACUGUACCCCACUGCGACGCCUCCCCGGUACAAGUGGACAGAAAAAUAGCAAACCACCUCAGAACCCACCAACAUUUGAAUCUGGAGAAUCGAGGGUAUGUUUACAAAUAUUGAUCUAGAUACAGCCAUCCGUGCAGUAGCCUGGGUUUGUGUACAAAUAUUGGUCUAGGUACGACCAUCCAUGCAGCAGUCUAUGUAUGUAUGCAAAAAUUGCUCUAAAUAAAGUCAUUCAUGCCGUGGUCUGUGUGUAUGUACACAUAUUUGUCUUGGUACAGCGAUUCUUGCAGUAGUUUGGGGUUUGUGUACAAACAUUGAUCUAGAUGCAGCCAUCCAUGCUGUGGUCUGUGUGUAUGUAUACAUAUUUGUCUGGGUAUGUGAGCCAUCCAUACAGAGACUGUGUAUGUGUACAAACAUUGAUCUAGAUACAACCAUCCAUUUAAUACUCUGUGUAUGGGUACAAAUAUUGGUCUAGAUACAGCCACCCAUGCUGUGGUCUGUGUUUAUGUGCACAUAUUUUUCUAGGUACAGCCAUCCAUGCAGUACUCUGUUUCAUUAAACGAAAUAAAUACAGCUUAUACAAGGGGGUAAAUUGAAUUAGCAACCCCCCCCCCCAGUCACAGGCCAACCCCCGCCCAAAGAGGUUAAAAAAAUACAGACUAUACAAGGGGGUAAAUUUAAUUAACACCCCCCCCCCCCCAGUCACAGGCCAACCCCCGCCCCAAAAGGUAUAUUUUAAAAGUUAAAACCCCUCCAAUACUUCAUCCGGGGUAAUCAAGGUAAUGUGCAGGGCCAUGCACAUGAUUUUUUGGCCCCGGGCAAAUCCAUAUUGAGGCACCUGCAAAUGUAAAAAUAAGUGUAUCAAAUUCAAAAGUAAAUUCUUUCCGGAACAUGAUCCUUAGGGGCCCCCCUUUGGUCAGGACCCCGAGUGAUUUAUUCGGUUGCCCCAGCCUCUGCACGGUCCUGGGUAUGUGAGUCAUGAUUAAUCAAGAUCCAUCAAUCCAUGUCCUGGGUAUGUGAGCCAUGUUUGGUCACGAUCCAUCAAUCCAUGUCCUGGGUAUGUGUGCCAGGUUUGGUCAAGAUCCAUCAAUCCAUGUGCUAGGUAUGUGAGCCAUGUUUAGUCAAGAUCCAUCAAUCCAUGUCCUAGGUAUGUGAGCCAUGUUUAGUCAAGAUCCAUAAAGCCAUCUCCUGGGUAUGUGUGCCAUGUUUGGUCAAGAUCCAUCAAUCCAUGUCCUGGGUAUGUGAGCCAUGUUUAGUCAAGAUCCAUCUCCUGGGUAUGUGAGCCAUUUUAGUCAAGAUCCAUCAAUCCAUGUCCUGGGUAUGUGAGCCAUGUUUAGUCAAGAUCCAUCAAUCCAUAUCCUGGGUAUGUGGGCCAUUUUUAGUCAAGAUCCAUCAAUCCAUGCCCUGACUAUGUGAGCCAUGUUUAGUCACGAUCCCUCAAUCCAUGUCCUGGGUAUGUGAUCCAUGUUUAGUCAAGAUCCAUCAAUCCAUGUCCUGGGUAUGUGUUCCAUGUUUGGUCAAGAUCCAUCAAUCCAUGUCCUGGGUAUGUGAGCCAUUUUUAGUCAAGAUCCAUCAAUUUACCGAUUUCCGGUCAUCCUAUCAAGCUGAAAUUUGGCCCAUAGGCUCGUUGCGGAUGACAACACAUUCUUUCAAAUGUUUAGCCCGACCCCAAACACCAAAAGAGUUUUUUCCUGUUUUUCAAAAUACUUGUGGGUGCCGAAGAUCCAAGAAAGGUAAUGACGUUGAAACCCGAUUAAAAGCUUUUUAAGGCCUUACCAACUCAACAAAAACCAUUGCAGUGAAAUAAAAUGUAAUUUUUGAAGACGAGAUUGAAGGAUGCAUUUAUACAAAAAACUUUGUUUUUGAUGUUGUUUUUUUUUUCCAUUCACGGAAUUGUUAUUUUAAAUUAGUUUUUUCCAACCAGAAUAGGAACAAGUCCCACAACUUCAGCUACAGACAUGUCUGCUCCAGUCGCUAAAGAGAAUAAGCUCCCUUAUGUGUUCCUGGGCAAGUCAGGGUUGAAAGUGUCCAACAUGGGCCUGGGGACCAUGACAUUUGGGGAAAAUUUCGUAAGUUGCAUUAUUUAGCAUUAUUUAUCAUUUUUAAAAAAAUGGCUUAGUUAGAUUAAGGCAGAUUUUUGUAAUGAAUGAAGCCGAAUGAAGUAAAAAUUGAACAAAAUAACAAUAAAAAUGCAACAGAAACACGUUUAUCUUUUAAUCAAAAGGCAAAAACUGUUGUCUGUGUUGUUAUGUCAUGGUGACCCACAUGUGGGUAUCGUUCAAAGAUCUAUACUAAAAAAUAAACAAGUACAAAUUUCAAUUGUUUUAAUAAGUUUUAAAUAGCUUAUUUAGAUAGACAUGCAUACUAUUAAAUUGAAAAAAAGUCAGAGGAAAUAAUUUAAUGUUAAAAAAAAAAAAAUCCCAACCAAUUAUAAUUGUCCACACAUGAUGGGCAAAAAUUCACAUUUUAUUCAACGCUAAAAAUAAGUGAUGAUAAAAUAUCCAGGUUCAUAGAUUAUUUCUAAAUGCCACGACCCUUCAAUCAAGUUCCUCAUGGUGUGGUGACCCCCAACCAUAAAACUGCAACUUCAUAAACAUGCGUUUUCCGACGGUCCUAGACGGCCCCUGUGUAAGGGUCGUGACCCGCAGGUUGAGAACCGAUGGUCUAUAGUUUCGCAGAGCAUAUGUUGAUAAACAAUCUGUUCUACUCCAUCCAGUACGGAUUACCAGGUCAGUGUGACGAAAACACGGCCCAUCAGAUCAUCAACCGUUUCGUGGAGUGGGGAGGAAACUUCAUCGACACGGCCGACAUGUACGGCCGGGGAAACUCGGAGAAGAUCAUCGGGAAAUGGCUGGAAAGGUGAGUUACAAGUGAAGGUUCAUGGCUGGAAAGGUGAGUUACAAGUGAAGGUUCAUGGCUGGAAAGGUGAGUUACAAGUGAAGGUUCAUGGCUGGAAAGGUGAGUUACAAGUGAAGGUUCAUGGCUGGAAAGGUGAGUUACAAGUGAAGGUUCAUGGCUGGAAAGGUGAGUUACAAGUGAAGGUUCAUGGCUGGAAAGGUGAGUUACAAGUGAAGGUUCAUGCUGCUCCAAAUCAUAGCUCUUUGGAUGUGUGAGGGCCAAAAUAAAGCAUCACUCUUUAGAUGAGUGAGGGCCGGGCUAAAUUAUCUUUCUUUAGAUUAGUGAGGGCCGAAUUAAAUCAUCACUCUUUAGAUGUGAAGGGCCGAGCUAAAUCAUCACUCUUUAGGUGGGUGAGGGCCGAGCUAAAUCAUCACUCUUUAGGUGGGUGAGGGCCGAGCUAAAUAAUCACUCUUUAGGUGGGUGGGGGCUGAGCUAAAUCAUCACUCUUUAGGUGGGUGGGGGCUGAGCUAAAUCAUCACUCUUUAGGUGGGUGGGGGCUGAGCUAAAUCAUCACUCUUUAGGUGGGUGAGGGCGGGCUAAAUUAUCUUUCUUUAGAUGAGUGAGGGCCGGGCUAAAUUAUCUUUCUUUAGAUGAGUGAGGGCCGAACUAAAUCAUCACUCUUUAGAUGGGAAGGGUCGAGCUAAAUCAUCAAUCUUUAGGUGGGUGAGGGCCGAGCUAAAUCAUCACUCUUUAGGUGGGUGAGGGCCGAGCUAAAUCAUCACUCUUUAGGUGGGUGAGGGCCGAGCUAAAUCAUCACUCUUUAGGUGGGUGGGGGCUGAGCUAAAUCAUCACUCUUUAGGUGGGUGAGGGCCGAGCUAAAUCAUCACUCUUUAGGUGGGUGAGGGCCGAGCUAAAUCAUCACUCUUUAGGUGGGUGGGGGCUGAGCUAAAUCAUCACUCUUUAGGUGGGUGAGGGCCGGGCUAAAUUAUCUUUCUUUAGAUGAGUGAGGGCCGAACUAAAGCAUCACUCUUUAGAUGUGAAGGGCCGAGCUAAAUCAUCACUCUUUAGGUGGGUGAGGGCCGAGCUAAAUCAUCACUCUUUAGGUGGGUGGGGGCUGAGCUAAAUCAUCACUCUUUAGGUGGGUGAGGGCCGGGCUAAAUUAUCUUUCUUUAGAUGAGUGAGGGCCGAACUAAAUUAUCUUUCUUUAGAUGAGUGAGGGCCAAAAUAAAGCAUCACUCUUUAGAUGUGAAGGGUCGAGCUAAAUAAUCACUCUUUAGGUGGGUGAGGGCCGAGCUAAAUCAUCACUCUUUAGGUGGGUGGGGGCUGAGCUAAAUCAUCACUCUUUAGGUGGGUGAAGGCCGAACUAAAUCAUCACUCUUUAGAUGUGAAGGGCCGAGCUAAAUCAUCCCUCUUUAGCUGGGUGGGGGCCGAGCUAAAUCAUCACUCUUUAGGUGGGUGGGGGCUGAGCUAAAUCAUCACUCUUUAGGUGGGAGAGGGCCGGGCUAAAUUAUCUUUCUUUAGAUGAGUGAGGGCCGGGCUAAAUUAUCUUUCUUUAGAUGAGUGAGGGCCAAAAUAAAGCAUCACUCUUUAGAUGUGAAGGGCCGAGCUAAAUCAUCACUCUUUAGGUGGGUGAGGGCCGAGCUAAAUCAUCACUCUUUAGGUGGGUGAGGGCCGAGCUAAAUCAUCACUCUUUAGCUGGGUGGGGGCCGAGCUAAAUCAUCACUCUUUAGGUGGGUGGGGGCCGAGCUAAAUCACCACUCUUUAGUUAAAUCAUCCAUCUUUAGGUGUGAAGGGACGAGGUAAAUCAUCCCUCUUUAGGUGGGGGAGGGGCUAGCUAAAUCAGUACACUUUAGGUGGGUGAGGGUCGAGCUAAAUCAUCACUCUUUAGCUGGGUGGGGGCCGAGCUAAAUCAUCACUCUUUAGGUGGGUGGGGGCCGAGCUAAAUCACCACUCUUUAGAUGUGAAGGGCCGAGCUAAAUCAUCACUCUUUUGGUGGGUGAGGGCCGAGCUAAAUCAUCACUCUUUAGCUGGGUGGGGGCCGAACUAAAUCAUCACACUUUAAGUGGGUGAGGACCGAGCUAAAGCAUCUUAGACGAGUGAGGGCCGAGCUAAAUCAUCUUUCUACUGAUGAGUCAGGGCCGCGAUAAGACAUCGCCCUUUAAGCCACCGGCCAAAACUUUGGUGGCAAGCACCGUCUGUUCGGCUAUGCCAUACAACAAAUCUGUACCCCCCCCCCCUUUGCCACUCUAGACUCUCCAAGGUCAAUCUUUGGGCACGCGGAUGCUGUAAAGUUUCUUGGACUAGCGUGCAAUGCUGACCGUUCGGGUCCCGGUUAAUGCUUAGCUGGUUUAUUUAUGUCACAGUUUAGAAAAAAAAAGGAACUUGAUGAUCAUGUGGAAUCUUUGAUUUCGUUUGCCUUAAAAUUAUGUCAGAUUUAAUUGCGUCCCAAUGUGGGGCGUUUGUACCACCUGAAAGAUCUACCAGCUCAUGUUUGUCCCAAUGUGGGCAUUUGUACCUUCUGAAAGAUCUACCAGCUCAUGUUUGUCCCAAUGUGGGGCAUUUGUACCUUCUGAAAGAUCUACCAGCUCAUGUUUGUCUUACAAGUUAUAGGAUCCUUUGAGUUGUUUUAUUUAUUUGUUUGCCUAGCUGUAAACUAUUGUCAAUAAAGACCAGAAUUCACAGGUUUCUUAGAAUUCAUUGUACCCAGUUAUUGAAAACAAAAUUAAAUGAUGUUUUGUCAGUUAUGAAAAUAAACCAGGGACAAACGUCUGCUUCCCCAGACAGGAGAGGGAAAAUUUCGUCCUCGCUACCAAAGUGCGGUUCAACAUGGGCGUGGAGGAAAAUGUCAACAACAUCGGCCUCAGCAGACGACACAUCACGGAAGGCAUAGACAAGAGCUUAAACCGGCUACACACAAAUUAUGUUGAUCUUUACCAAGUAGGUACACGUUGAUUGGGUUGGGGAGAAAAAAGGGGGGGGGGUGUUGUGUCCAUGCCAGAUAGAUUCAUUUAGGUGAGAGGGAAUGUAGUCUAUUUACCAGGUAGGCUCAAGUUGAUGGUAAGGUCGUGAAGACAGUUUCAAGAUAGCAAGAGAAAAUAUUGUGAUAGUUCUAUUUAGGAUCGGUGAGGGAAAGGUUCAAUGUCUACCACACACAGUCAGUACUCAUCACCUCACGGUUGCUAUCUUGACGAUAUUUUUUUUUUAAAAAGCCCUGGAUUCUGUCAUAUCCGGAUUUACGUUGCAGCCGCAUUAAAAAGAUGAUUUGAAAUGUCUGCUUUGUUGCCAGACUACCUUGCUUAUGUGCCAGACUACCUUGCUUAUGUGCCAGACUACCUUGCUUAUGUGCCAGACUACCUUGCUUAUGUGCCAGACUACCUUGCUUAUGUGCCAGACUACCUUUAUAUGCUUGUGUCGUGGAUUAUUAUAUCCUUUAUGUUAACUUCGCCUUUGUUCACGGCUGGGUGGCUGGUUGGAGGACUGGCGAAAUCUUCAGACGGCUAAAUGACCCACUAUCCGUCAAUCUAUCGAGCUGAAACUUGGCACAUAGACCCGUUGCUAAUGACCAUACUUUCUGUCAAAUUUUCAGCUUAGCCCCCCCCCCCCCCAAACCCACAACUAACUGCGCUAAAUGAAAUUCAUUGAAAACAAAUAUCGCAAGUGUGUUAGGUGCGUAAUAUUUCUUUUUUUUCGGAGAUGGUGAAAUAAAUCUGCGUUGUAAAAGCGGGUGGGUCAUUAGAAUAAUAAAAUGGUACAGGGGUGUGAAAAGAAUGUGCAGCUGCGAACCUUGGGGUGAGGGGAGCACGAAUUGGGAUUCUUAUAAAUUGCAUUACUUAUAUGCAUGUUUUGUCCCCUUUUGAGCCCCCCGCCCGACGCCCAUUGCUCGAUAUUACAUUUGAUACAGGAUUGACACCAAAACACUUUGGUUUUAGAGGUUGUUUUAAGUUUUGCUGAUUUGAAAAGGGUUCACGUUCCUCGCCUUGACAAAUGUUAAAAUACCGUAGUUACAUCUACUUUCAUGUUGGAAAUCAUCUGCUCCACAGACACACUGCUUUGACGACGCCACCCCGAUUGAAGAAACGCUGCGCACGCUGGACGAUUUGGUGCGCUCCGGGAAAGUCCGUUACGUGGGUGUCAGUAACGUGACCGGCUGGCAGCUACAGAAGCUGGUGGAUGCGACAGAAAGACUCGGCAUCAACCCAAUCGUCAGUCUGCAGGUAGGAAUUAGAUAUGAAGGUAUGGGUGAGGUCUGCAGGUAUGAAUUAGAUAUGAAGAUAUGGGUGAGGUCUGCAGGUAUGAAUUAGAUAUGAAGGUAUGGGUGAGGUCUGCAGGUAUGAAUUAGAUAUGAAGGUAUGGGUGAGGUCUGCAGGUAUGAAUUAGAUAUGAAGGUAUGGGUGAGGUCUGCAGGUAUGAAUUAGAUAUGAAGGUAUGGGUGAGGUCUGCUGGUAUGAAUUAGAUAUGAAGGUAUGGGUGAGGUCUGCAGGUAUGAAUUAUAUAAGAAUGGUAGAGGUGAGGUCUGCUGGUAUGAUUUAGAUAUGAAGGAAUGGGUGAGGUCUGCUAGUAUUAUUUAAAUAUGAAGGUAUGGGGUGAUAGGUCUACAUGUAUGAAUUAGAUAUGAAGGUAUGAAUUAGAUAUGAAGGUAUGAGUUAGAUAUGAAGGUAUUGGGUAGGUCUACAGGUGUGAUGAAAUUUAUAUGAAGGUGUGAGUUAGGUCUUUUUAUAGGAUUUAGGCCCGAACGUAGGACAUGUGAGUUAGGUCUGUGCAUAUGAGUUGGCUGUGUUAAUAGGCCCAUGUGUUCAGUCUUCAGGUACGAGUUAGGUCUCUAAGCAGGCCUAUGUGCAGGGACGCCCUUUGGUAGGGUAGAGGGGGACAUCCCCCCCCCCCAUUUGAAUGUUUAGGUUUUAUAAAAAUUGCUAUGUACCGUGGCGCCUCAAGUAAUUUUUAAAAAAUCUCAACACACCUGAAAUGACGUUACGGCCCAUAUGUUAAGUCUGCAGGUCUGACUUGAGUCUCGUGUCUCUUCAUUGCGCUUUAUGCCUCAUAUAGCCUCAUUUAAAAUCUUAAUCCCAUUCACGUUUGAGACACCCUCUUCACCUCUCUGACUCUAACGCUUUCUUACACUUUAUCUCUUUUAUUCUAGCUCAAACUUCCCAUUUUAUUCCAUAUUAGAAUCUCUCUCUCUCUCUCUACCUCUCCCCCUCUCUCUCUCCCUCCCUCCCCCCUCUCUCUCUCCCCUCUCUGUCUCUCUUUCUCUCUCUCUCUAUUCCCUCUCUCUCUCUCUCUCUCUCUGUUUGUUUUUCUCUCUAUAACACCUAUAACUAUUUUACUUAGUUCCUAACUGAUCAUUCUUAGUAGCACGAUGUUAGACCGUUAACCAACACGUCACUCAGUGUUGACACCAGGGAACGUUUUACUUCUCCAGCAACAAUACAGCUUGGCCAGCAGAGAUUCUGAGUUGGAGGCUUUUCAAGUUUGUAAAUCAGCUGGGAUCGGAGUCUUGCCGUGGAGUCCAUUGAAAGGGUGAGUCCAUUGAAAGGGGGAGUCCACUGAAAAGGUGAGUCCAUUGAAAGGGUGGGUCUAUUGAAAGGAUGAGUUCAUCGAAAAGUUGAAUCCCUAAGGGGAAGAAGAAAAAAAGUGUGGGCGCGAAUUCAAUGGAAUGGUGAGUCAUUUGUAGAGGUGAUUCCAUUUGGGUGUGGGGGAGUCCAUUGAAAGGGAGAGUCCAUUGAAUAGGUGAGAUCAUGACUUGAUGAAUCCAUUCGAAGGGGGUGGGUCAUCUGAAAGCCCUUGUCCUUGUCCAUGUAAAGGGAGAUCCAGUGAUCGAAUGCACUCCAGUGUGACCAAAUGCUGUUCAGUGUGACCGAAUACUAACAUGUGACUGAAUUCUGAUAUAUAACCCAAUACUGACCCCAUAAGGCAUAGCACUGACCCAUGAGAUCACAUAUAACCCUAUAGUUUCUCUCCAUGGAUACAAAAGUCUUACCGCGUUAUAGACCUACAUCAGAGGUCGGAAAACUCAUCUGUCAAAUAUNUAUAUAUAUAUAUAUAUAUAUAUAUAUAUAUAUAUAUAUAUAUAUAUAUAUAUAUGUAUAUAGAUAUAUUCGGAAAUACAUUGCUAGAAACUGGUUUACGAAAAAUUUGUCUAAAAAUAGUAACAUUACGUUUUCCGUUUUUAGAAAUGACCAACCUUACUAAGAAUGCAAAACUCAUGUAAGGUGUUUUCUACAGGCGGUAAUAUUUGAAUUGACUUAACAAGAAUAUGAUUAGCUCGUUAUCUUUUACGUGGGUUAAUUAGAAGAAAAUGGCGCAACUUGUAGCAAUAGACCAACCUUUCAGGGUACGCUGACAUCGUUUGUUUUUCCCUUCAUUCAUUCAUUCAUAGAAAAUAACAAGAAAUAAUUUUUUAAUUAAAAAAACAACACUAUUUUGAAUAGUUUAAUUCAGUUUAAAUUAUAUUUUUUUAUUGAAUUAAUUUUAUCCCGAGAUCCCGGGAUGAGAGUUACCUUUAUCCCGUUUUUCCGAGAUUAGCAAAACCCUGGAAAUGAGAAACCUUAAUAAGUGUCCCAUGGGAACGAUUAGCAAAACCCACGAAAUGAGAAACCUUAAUAAGUGUCCCAUGGGAACGAUUACAGACAUAUGGCUAAAUUUAACACCAACAGGGGUCUGCUCACUGGAAAAGUUAAACGUGGCGCCAAACCAACAGAGGGUCGCCUGGCCUGGGUGGCCGGAGACGAGAAGAAAUCCAGCCAGAUUGCACCGGCGUGGACCACCUUAGACGACAAAACCUUUGACGUCAUCGAGGCGUUGGAAGCCAUUGCCAAGAAGCACGGUGAGAGAAGAAAAAUAUUAGAUUUUCAGAUUAAAUUAUGAGAUAGAUAGGGUUUGUCAUUUGGCGUUUAGUAUGGCCAAUCUUAUUAAGAUAUAAAUGAAACAUCCUGGUAUUCCGUUUGGCCAAUCUCUCAACAGCUGUUCGGUAUUUCUGCGUUCAUGUGAGCUUUAACCUAGACUAAAAUGUUUUUUACAACUUUAUUUUACGAAAGAUUUUACACAUUUUUUACUGAUAUGUUUUACGAAAAAAUUUUGUCUAAAAAAAGUAACAUUACGCAAUGCGAUGUGACGUUUUCUGGGCUAAGAAAUGACAGACCCUAUUCACGUGGCUCUACACUUUUGACCACACUUAUAACUAGCGAUUGAACAAACACGGCUCAUGCACUGAUAGCGAUAGAAAUAAAUGUACAUAACAUAUAGAUGGUUCAAGCCAAAAUAGUCUAUUGUUUAGACCAAGUUAAGCAUAUAAUAUGAGUUGGUGGUCAACAUAGAAAUCAGACAAUUCAAACUUAUAAUAUAAAAAAUUUUUUUUAAUAAUAAUUUUAAAAAACCAAACGAAUUUAUUGUCCUUCCUGCUGCUGUCCAAUUUUUAUUGUGACAUCAAAUACUUUCCUAUUAAUUAAGUAGCAUCACUACGCUAAUUUAUUUCAACACACGAUUACGUCAUCAAAAAAAAGGGAACAAGGUAUAUGGAAGGUUCAAUAGAAAGACAGGAAAACAAAUUCUUUCAAUUCAAGCCUCCACGUACCUUGCUCUACUUUAUCCUUUACACAACUUGAACGCGCAGUCCGUCAUAUAUUAUAUGUCACCAAAGCAUGUGAUGUAUCAAUCCAAUAAAAUAUUCCUUAGUUUUGUUAAAGAAUAUGCUGUUUUACUAAUGGAAAAUAAAACAAGCUUGACCUGUUAAUAUUUGUUACCGUCUACAGACCGCAGUGUCCCGCAGGUCGCCAUUCGUUGGCUGCUACAGAGGGACGUUGUCUCGUCCGUCAUUCUAGGGGCGAGAACCCUGCCCCAGCUGGAGGAUAACUUGGGAGCAGGCAACGGGUGGUCUCUAACAAAACAGGAGGUAAGUAAGCACAUGAGCAGAGGCGUAGCGAGGUAG